CUCCCCCUAAUAACCUCAGGAAAAAAUGUAUGUUUGGAGGUGAAUCUGCUCAACUGUCAUUCUUCUCACUGACACAAGUGACUGGACUUAAAACGAAGGAGUGAGUUCACUGUACUCUCACUGUGGUCACAUCAUGGGAACUUAUGCAAACAUUCUGGUGGCAAGUGUAUGUAUUGUUUUCCUUGCUAUUAAGUGGACCGCACCUACUUUUGAUGCAGAAUCUCUCAAAGGUGCCAGGGUAUUGGUGACUGGAGCCAGCACAGGCAUUGGUGAGCAAAUGGCAUAUCAUUAUGCUCGCUUUGGAGCCCAGAUAGUUAUUACAGCAAGGCGGGAAAAGGUGUUACAGCAGGUGGCAGAGAAGUGCAAGAGUUUGGGAGCCCAGCAAGUGUUUUACAUAGCAGCAGACAUGGGCAACGACUCAGACCCUGAUAAAGUGGUGGAGUUUGCUCUGGAAAUGUUUGGUGGACUGGAUUACCUGGUUCUCAACCACAUCGGCCCAACUCCCUUUGGCAUGUGGGAGGGAGAUGUAGAACAUGUCAAGUGGCUGAUGAAGGUCAAUUUCUUCAGCUAUUUACAGAUGGCUUGGAGAGCUUUGGACUCCCUUGAGCAAAAUAAAGGAUCAAUUAUCGUUGUUUCAUCACUUUUAGGUAAACUGCCAAGUCCCUUUGUGGCACCAUAUUCCUCAACAAAAUGGGCCUUGAAUGGUUUCUUUGGAUCCCUUUACCAUGAGCUGUGGAUGAAGAAAAGCAACGUGUCCCUCACUAUAUGUACACUUGGACUGAUCGAUACUGAGUCGGCUAUGUCGAAAGUCAAGGAUCUCACGACUGCACCAGCAUAUCCUGCUACUGACGCAGCUUUGAACAUCAUCACUGCAGGAGCUUUGAGAGAGGCAGAGCUCUAUUACCCCUAUUUCACUUACAUUGCGGCUUUAAUCAAAGACUGGUUCCCUUCUAUCACAAACUAUUUCAUUCGGACCACCUUCAAGUACAAUACAUGAAAUGUUUAAACGUGGUUAUUUGUAGGUCGAUAAAUAAAUACAAUGUAUAAAACA
This is a messenger RNA of Solea senegalensis (Senegalese sole), 1051 nucleotides long. Its product is annotated as hydroxysteroid 11-beta-dehydrogenase 1-like protein. Gene Ontology annotation, cellular component: intracellular membrane-bounded organelle. The record is from RefSeq and is a predicted model, not a curated record. Gene Ontology annotation, molecular function: oxidoreductase activity. The coding region runs from base 134 to 997 and encodes 287 amino acids. The transcript is spliced from 6 exons. NCBI's taxonomy places the organism in Eukaryota, Metazoa, Chordata, Actinopteri, Pleuronectiformes, Soleidae.